This is a messenger RNA of Zalophus californianus (California sea lion), 800 nucleotides long. Its product is annotated as methyl-CpG-binding domain protein 3-like 2B. The transcript has a single exon. The record is from RefSeq and is a predicted model, not a curated record. NCBI's taxonomy places the organism in Eukaryota, Metazoa, Chordata, Mammalia, Carnivora, Otariidae.
AUGGAGAGAGGAGGGUGGAAUAUUCAUAUGAGCUGAGAACAUUCUUUGUGGCUGGUGGUCCUCAUUCCCCACUUUAUUAAAAUAUCACAUUUCAUUUUGUUUUCAAAGGGCAAGCUCAAAAGAAACAUGAUGUCCCAGACCAUAGAGAAGAAAAGACAAGUCCAUUUAGCCAAGGCCAAGAAAAGAUAUCAUAAAAGAGCUGCACCUCCUAUAAGGCUGACCAGUUGCAUUUUUAAGAGGCCAGUCACGAGCAUAACUUCCCAUCCUGGCGAUGAGGUCAGGUACAGUCAACGAGACAGGGCCUUGGAGAAGCCCCAGCAAAUUUCUGUGUACAGGAGACUGCAGGGACUCCAGGCCUGCAGCAGGGAAGGAGAAAUUUUAAGUACUUUGGACUUCAUAAAUACCUCACAAGUGAUUGCACCAGGCAGUGCGGGUGCAGGGUCUCUACCUAGUGGCCCUGGGCCCAGCACAGUACCAUCUUCAGUCUGGGCAGGGAUGUUCCCAGGAGUGGGUCUCUAUCUCCCACCACCCAUCUGCAGACAGCUAGUAACACCUGGAGAUAUCCGGAGACAGACUCAGAAAGUGAAAAAAGCAAGAGAGAGACUGGCUGAGGCCUUGAGGGCAGACAGGAUUGCCACAGAGGUGGAGAGAGCCAGAAGCCAAGAGGGACAUUCUGACAACUAGAGGAAAAGUAGGAAAAGGUUGUGUGGAAGGAUCCAGUGGGGUGCUUCACCAUGAGACAGCCCCCAGUUUCACUUCCUUUCGAGAUGUCAAUCUGUUUCUUGCUCUAUACCACUGUG